AUGCAAGUUUUGGAGAACUCUAUAUCAGUUUUUCUUCUUCUUCUCGUUUCCCUUUCCUUGGCGUUUGACUUAGACUCUCAUCCUUCCUUCAUGUUACCGGUGAAAGUAUCUCGCGAAAGCCGCGAUCUUCCGCUCGGUCUUCCUCUCGUGAUCAACACCUGGCCCUGGCCUGGGGCCACUCAAAGGGCCUGGGAUGUCCUCACAACCGGAAACGGAAGUGUUGUGGACGCAGUCGUGGCGGGGUGUUCGGAAGCCGAGAAGGACCCGGUGAUAGAUUCCGUGGGGUUCGGAAAUCAUCCGGAUGAAUCUGGAGAGACUACUUUGGAUGCGAUGGUGAUUGACGGCGAGACCCGGGGUAUCGGGGCUGUGGCGGAUUUGCGAAGGAUCAAAGAGGCUGUUGCUGUGGCCAGGGCUGUGAUGGAUCAUACUCAGCACACGAUGCUUGUUGGCGAGGCUGCUACCAAAUUUGCUGUCGCUAUGGGCUUUCAAGAAACCUCCCUGUCCACGGACCUGUCGAAACAAAUUCACUCCAACUGGACUGCAAACAAUUGCCAGCCAAACUUCUGGCGAAACGUGACCCCGGACCCUCGUCAAUCCUGUGGACCGUACUCACCAAUAAAAGGACCCUCUUCUCAGCCGCAGUCAGCGAGUGAAUCCGUUUCCGAACGUAAUCACGACACCAUUGGCAUGAUCGCCAUCGACGGUGACGGGAAAAUAGCCGCCGGGACGUCAACAAACGGCGCCCAAUUCAAGAUUCCGGGUCGAGUGGGAGACACUGCAAUCCCAGGCAGCGGCGCCUUUGUGGACGCCGAAGUCGGCGCUGCAGCGGCAACCGGCGACGGCGACGUGAUGAUGCGUUUCCUGCCGAGCAUGGCGGCGGUUGAAAUGUUGAGAGGCGGCGUGACGCCGUAUAAUGCGGCGGUCGAGGCCCUGGCCCGAAUUGCUCGGGUGUUUCCCGAUGUGAAGGCUGGGAUUGUAGUGGCCAAAAAGAAUGGAGAGUUUGCUGGGGCUUGUUACGGGUUCGAAACGUUUGAGUAUUGCGUUGUAGAGGCGUUGACGGGACAAGUGCAGGUUAUUCCUGUGUCGUGUUUCUCCUUGAGUGAAAAUAAGGAACCUUCGUUGCCUCGUUCUAUUAGUUCAAUCGUCGCUGAGAUUAUCACGGCAUUCGGAUCAAUUGCGUUGUCCGGGAUCCGCCACGCUGUGCAAUUGGUCGGUGCUGUUUUGGACGUUGCCGUCUGCCUGUUUGCAUUCUACACCAUUUAUGACUUUAUUUUGCACGGCGGCGAGUCGACAGUGCUCAAGUUGCCCGCAGCAGACAAGUGGGAAUGGAAGACAAUUAAAGAGAAGGUGCUGAGUAGGUGCCCUCAGUUGGAGCACUGA
Molecule: messenger RNA, 1380 nt
Organism: Notodromas monacha
Lineage: Eukaryota; Metazoa; Arthropoda; Ostracoda; Podocopida; Cyprididae
Source: the annotation of a GenBank genome assembly